ACUUAUGCUUGCCAGUCCACCCAUCACUGAAGAACAAGAGAAAGGUGAAGAAAUGCAGCAAUCUGUUUCAGAAGGUGGGGAAGGCAUUAGAGUUUUACAAGAAAAGAACGAAGAACUAAAAAGGCUUUUAAUUAUUGGCGAGAAUGAACUCAAAAGUGAAAAGGUGGAAAAAGCAGAAUUAAAUGAACAGCUUGUGAGUUUGCAGCAGCAGCUUUGUGUCGCUGAAGAAAAGAACUUGACUCUGAGGACAAAGGUGGAACAAAUCCAGGCCAGUUAUGACAGUGCAGUUGCUGAGUUACAUAUGCAGAAAGCUGUGAACCAAGAGCAGGAGGAGAGGAUCCUGAAAUUGUCACAGGAGUUGGAAACUGCUACAAGAAGCAUCACAAGCAAUGUUUCACAGAUAAAACUAAUGCAAACAAAAAUAGAUGAACUGCGGUCACUUGAUUCACCUUCUCAUAUUUCAAAAAUAGAUUUACUUAAUCUCCAGGAUCUGUCACAUGGUCCUAAAGGGGAUAAUUUGCUGAACACAUCACUACAGCUUCCAGAUAAUGACAUGUCAAGCAAAUGGGUUAAGGAAUAUCAUAUUCAAGAGCACAAUAGGGAAAUUUCCUUCCACUCUGUUAUUGAAACCAUCUGGGGAGUAUGUAAAGAGAUUGUGAAGACCUCUUCUGAAAAGUCUCAUCAGAUUCAGGGCCUGGAAGAGCAAAUUGAAAAAUUACAGGUAGAAGUAAAAGGCUACAGGGAUGAGAACAAUGAACUACGAGCAAAGGAGAGUGAGGGUAUGCAUCAAGAUCACCAACUGAAAGAAAAAGAAAGUCUUAUACAGCAACUCAGAGAAGAACUGCAAGAAAAGAGUGUUAGUCUUGGGGUUCAAGUACAGCUUGUGGCCGAAAGAGAGCAAGCUCUUUCAGAGCUUACCCAGGAUGUUGCGUGCUAUAAGGCAAAAAUAAAGGAACUUGAAAUGAUGGUAGAGACCAAAAAGGAUGAGUGUAGGCGCUUAGCCGAAUUAGAGCAAGUCAUUUUAGAGAAGGAAUCUGCCAUCUUAAAUCUAGAAGCAAGUCUGAAGGAAUUUGAAGCAAAUCACCAGGAUCACAUCAAAAACACCAAAGAUUUAAAUGAAAAGGAAACCAAGUUGGAAGAAGAAAUCUCCCAGUUGACAAAUAACUUGCAUAAUAUGAAACAGUCACUUCAGCUAAAGGAAGAAGAAAGAGAAGCCAGCAGACGAGAGACAGAAAAAUUGAAAGAGGAGCUUGCUGCUAACUCUGUUCUUACUCAGAAGCUCCAAGCAGAUCUUCAGAGGAAGGAAGAAGAUUAUGCUGAGCUGAAAGAGAAACUCACUGAUGCCAAAAAGCAGAUUGAGCAGGUACAGAAGGAGGUAUCUGUAAUGCGUGAUGAAGAGAAAUUAUUGAGGAUUAAAAUUAAUGAGCUGGAGAAAAAGAAAAACCAGUAUUCUCAGGAAAUAGAGAUGAAACAGCGGACCAUCCAGCAGCUCAAGGAGCAGUUAAAUAAUCACAAAAUGGAAGAAGCUGUACAACAGUAUGAGAGAGUAUGCAAAGCAUGUCACUAUUAUGGAAACAUUGUGAUGUGUUUUAAGAUUGGGAAGUAUCUAAGUGUUAAAGAGAAGGUGAUUGAAGACAUGAGAUUGACACUAGAAGAGCAAGAACAAACUCAGGUAGAACAAGACCAAGUGCUUGAGGCCAAGCUAGAGGAAGCUGAUUGGCUAGCCAGAGAAUUGGAUAAAUGGAAAGAAAAGUUCAAAGAUCUGGAAGCUAGAAGUAAUCAACAGUCAAAUAAAGAACCCAUGGAUGACACAGACGUACUAAGAAAGAAGCUCAGUAAUCUUCAGGACGAGCUGCAGGAAUCUGAAGAGAAAUAUAAAGCUGAUAGAAAAAGAUGGUUAGAGGAAAAAGCAGCCCUUACCACUCAAGCAAAAGAAGCUGAGAAUCUACGGAACAAAGAGAUGAAAAAAUAUGCUGAAGACAGGGAGCGCUGUUUAAAGCUACAGAACAAAGUGGAAACACUAACAGCACAGCUGGCAGAGAAAACUGCUGACCUUCAGAAGUGGAGAGAGGAGCGGGACCAGCUGGUCACAGCUUUAGAGGUGCAGAUGAAGGCGCUGCUCUCCAGCAUCGAGCACAAGGAGGAGGAAGUCCAGCAACUGAAAAGGGCUGCAGCAGAAAGUGCGGGGCCGGAAAACCAAACCAUGAAUCUCAAGCCUGAACAUAGUACUUCACUUGAUGUUGGUGGCGUUGAAACUGAACCUCAGUCAACAAGUUUUGAAAUUUCUAGGGACACAACAGAGGAUGGAUCUGUAGUUCUCGACUCUUGUGAAGUGUCAACAGAAAAUGUACAAAGCACUCGAUUUCCAAAACCUGAAUUGGAGAUUCAGUUUACACCUUUGCAGCCAAACAAAAUGGCAGUGAAGCACCCUGGUUGUGCUACCCCGGUCACAAUUAAGAUUCCCAAGGCACGGAAGAGGAAGAGUAAUGAAAUGGAGGAGGACUUGGUGAAAUGUGAAAAUAAGAAGAAUUCUACACCCAGAAAUAAUGUGCAGUUCCCUGCUUUGGAACAUAGAGAUUCCUCUGUCAAAAAGGAUCAAAAGGUUUCCUUAUGUCCAUCAUCUAAGAAAACAUACUCUUUACGGAGCCAGGCAUCUACAGUUAGUGCAAACAUAGCCUCUAAAAAAAGAGAGGGAACACUACAGAAAUUUGGAGACUUUUUGCACCAUUCUCCAACAAUUCUUCAAUCAAAAGCAAAAAAGAUAAUUGAAACAAUGAGUUCUCCAAAGUUUUCAACUGUAGAAGUAAGUAAAGAAAAUGUGUCUCAGCCAAAAAAAGCCAAACGAAAAUUAUACAGAAAUGAAAUUUCAUCUCCCAUCAACAUAUCUGGCCAAGUGAUUUUAAUGGAACAGAAAGUAAAAGAAAGUGAUCAUCAGAUUCUCAAACGACGGCUUCGAACAAGAACAGCCAAAUAAAUCACUUUGGGAAACUGUUUUAAUGUCAAUUUUAUAUUCACAAUCAUUGUAAAUUGUAAGUUUUAAAAGUUAACUGUAUAUAUUAUGCAUCAAAUGCCUCUGUAUAGAUUGGUGUUUUAUAUGUAAUUGUAACUCAAUAAAUAUAUCAACAGUACACUUGUGUACUUUA
Messenger RNA from Peromyscus maniculatus bairdii (prairie deer mouse), 3143 nucleotides. The record is from RefSeq and is a predicted model, not a curated record. NCBI's taxonomy places the organism in Eukaryota, Metazoa, Chordata, Mammalia, Rodentia, Cricetidae.